Penaeus indicus is the source of this 1317-nucleotide messenger RNA. Its product is annotated as carbohydrate sulfotransferase 9-like. Gene Ontology annotation, molecular function: sulfotransferase activity. NCBI's taxonomy places the organism in Eukaryota, Metazoa, Arthropoda, Malacostraca, Decapoda, Penaeidae. The transcript has 5 exons. Gene Ontology annotation, biological process: carbohydrate biosynthetic process. Gene Ontology annotation, cellular component: membrane. The record is from RefSeq and is a predicted model, not a curated record. Bases 34 to 1080 code for a protein of 348 amino acids.
GAAGAGGUAAACACGCUACGCCAGUUAGUAGCAAUGGAGACUCUUCGGUGGAAGUGCAGUUGCUUACACUCUUCCCUCGCCCGCUCCCUCCUCCUCUGGGCCCGCAAGAGAUCCUUCAUCCUCCUCGUGUGUGGCGGGAUCCUGCUCCUCCACUUUUGGGUCGGCUUCCCGAGGAGGAUAUUCAAGAGGAUAUACCUCGACGAUCGGAUAUUCGGAGGAGACGAUGGAUCCGCGGAGGAAAGCUAUGACGCCACACAGAGGCUUUUGGACAGGAAGGAGGACCUUUUGCGAAAAUGCAGUGAGAUGGAAGAGAAACUGGAAGAUAGGAGGGAGGAUACCAUUUUCAGAAGUAUGCUUAAAUCGAAAUUGUUAUAUAACGCUGAAUACAAACUGAUGGUCUGUGUGGUUGCAAAGGCCGGAGCGAGCACGUGGAGGAGGCACAUGCUGAGUCUCCUGGGACUCGACGACCAGGAUAUGCUUCACGCCAAAAAAUAUGCAAAAUUAAUCGAAGCAAAUCAGAUGUUAACCCACCGCGAGAUGCAAGAUGUCAUGCUCAAUCCUCACACGACGUGGGUUAUGAAUACGAGGCAUCCGCUGGAGCGCCUUGUGUCCACCUACAGGGAUAAAUUCGAGGACGGAAAUGACCCAGAAGAAGAGAGGUUGAUCGAGUACGUGAGAUGGGCGAAGAGAGAAGUCAACAGCAGCAUAACCUUCCAGGAGUUCCUUCACGCUGUCGUAUUGGAUAACGAGUGGAACGGCAGGACGGGCAUGUACUACCACCUGCGGCCGAGUAGCACUAUCUGCAGCCCCUGUACUCUCUCCUACGAUUACAUCAUCCGCGCCAAGACCUUCUCCGAUGAUCUGAAUUGUAUCGCCAGCAAAUUACAGCUGGGAGGAAUCGAUCCUGCUCUGCGAGUGAAUAACAAGUCGGCCGGGUCACGUUCUGCGACGUACAGGGAGUAUUAUAACGGCAUUCCUCCCGAGCUGCUGCGGGGAAUCUUUUUCAUUUAUGAGGAGGAUUUCUUUCUCUUCGGCUUCGAUUUGCCGCCUUUCUUGCUGGUGGCUUUACGGGAGUGGUGAAAGUGUGACUGUGUAAAGCCAUGUAGUAUGUCUACAUAUGUGAUAAACAAUAACUGGUCUGGUUAUAUUUGUUUUGUUAUGAAAUAUACUGAGAGUUAGAGUUGGUAUUAUCGCUUAGAAACAUUCUAUUUGAAACCAAAUGUAGCUUGCAAACAACAAAUUAUUUGCCAAAAUACCAUGUGCCACUUAUAAGAUAUAUAUGUUUGUUGAAAAUAAAAUAAAAGGAUAUAAGUCCUA